CCUGCCUGACGACUGUGUUUAAGUCUCAACAACUAAGCGCAGUGAAAACACUUUCUGGGGGCACCAUGAGGUCCAUUUCAGGCUCCCAGGAUGUUAUUGAACUUCCACGUUUUACCUUCAACCCAAAGGAAGGGAUCGAUAAUCCAGCUCUCAUCAUCAAUGAUGAUCUCGAUCACAAUCAUUUGCCCAAACUCUACCAGUUGAGGCGGGUAGAGGGGCAGAACUUUGGCUUCAACCUGCGUAAAACCAUGGACAGUCACGGCUUUGAAGUCACAGAUGUGGCGUCUUGGAGCCCAGCUGAGCACAGCGGACUUAAAGAGGGGGACAGAGUGCUCGAGGUUAACGAGGAAUUUGUGGUCAACGUGGACUUCUUCAGGGUUGCAAGGAAGAUCCAGUCAUGUGGCUUACAUUUGGUUCUACUGGUGCUGAGGAAAAAUGACUACGAUCAGGCAGUGUGUAUGGGUGUAGACCUCCAGAUGUUGGCUACAGCCUCCAAAGGUGGUCCUUGCUCUCGGCCCAGACUGUGUCACAUCAGCCAACACCCACAAUGCGGACUGGGGAUGGCCCUGACCUCCGUGGAAGGGCAUAAAGAACAACACAUCCUGAGUAUAGUAACUGACGGUCCUGCAGACACGGCUGGAGUCACCAACGGAGACAGACUGGUGUGGAUGAAUGGCGUUGCAACAUCCACUCUCAAACACUCCUUUCUCAACAAAUCUCUUAAGAAGGGUGUGAACUCUGUGACGGUGCUGGUCAUUGAUGGAGAAAGCCAGUCUUGCUAUGUCAGGAGGAAGAUGCCCAUUAUGCCUGUACUGGCAGAACCCUGUUGUCUCCCACACUCGGCCAAGACGGUGCAUUUGGUCAAAGGACCUGACGGAUUUGGUUUCCUGUUGAGACAAGAGAAGCUGCCACUUACUCAACAAACAGUUCACUUGCUGCGGGAGGUGGAUGUGGGCAGUCCAGCAGAAGAUGCGGGGGUGGAGGAUGGAGAUCUACUACUGGCAGUCAAUGGCGAACCAGUGGAGUCCAUGGAGCAUGAGGAUAUUGUCAAAAUCAUUCGAAAGAGUGGUGAUAGAGUCAGCUUAACCACUAUAUCUAUACCAGGAAGAGAUUUCUUCAGACAACUUGGCGUUUCUCCCCUGUUCUUUCACGAUGAAUUCAUAUACCAGGAUGGCUGUGUCCCAGGUCAGACUGGAGCUCAAACAACACAGCUGCAAAGAAUGGGUAUUGGUGUCUUAUAAUGGAACUCUGGAAACGAUCCAUCCACGACGACUGAGGAGCUCAUGGUCAGACAUAAGGAUUUGGGCACAAAAUGUUUUGUUUUUUUUACAUGUUUUCACUUUUUUUUUAUUGUCUAAGUGCUGGCACUGAAUCAACCUUUCUGACCUUGUGAUUUAAAAAAAUAUUAAUGUUGUUGUAUUUAACUGUAACAUAAGCUUUGUAAAUGACAAUUUGCAGUAAAUAAUUGCAAAAUUAUACACAAAAAUCCGCUGCCUGGACAAAAUGAGUUCUGUUUAUUUUGAAUACUUUUCAUCAGGCAACAUAAAUGGUUGAUUCCGACUUGUCAAAGAUGCUGUACUUCUUUCUGAGACAAAGUUCCUUACUAUUACCAACUUCCAUUGGUAAGGCAGUCACUUUAGGGUACCAAUAUUUUUUGUUCAUAAACUGCCUUUUUCAGCAUUUCUUAAUGUUAACGCGAAUGCAUCCCUAAGUCUAAGUACCGCACUCAUAUUGUGGGUUUGUCCUGGGAUCAUUUUUACUAUUUGCAGCAUUUUUAUAGUUUUACUAGCUCAGCAUGACUCCAAAGAAAGUGUUGGAUGAGCAAUAUUUGGUUUGAAAAACUCUGGAUCCACAACUCUCUCCUUCUCCUGCCACACGCCAAGAAGAUUAACCGACAAGGUAUACUGGAUUUUAUUUUUUAUUUCUAAUUAUUGUAGCAAAGCUGGCUGUCAAAGUUAUGUAUUUGUAUUGAUUUUAAACUGUGAGUGCACCACAGGGCAAGUGUGUGUGCGUGUCAGCAGGGCGAAUGCAAACAAGGAAGCCAGUUCACCUAUUUCUUUUUACAUUAUUAUUAUUAAAUAGAAAAUGUAUCAAUGACCCUAUUGUUACUUGUACAUUUGUUUAAUAUACAGCACUGUAGAGCCCUUUAUAUUGUGUUCAAAGUGUACAAACAUUUGCUAAAAUGUGCACUUUUGUCGAGGCUGGAACAAGUGAUAAUUUAGUUGACUAAAUAUUUUCGUCUUAGUCAUCAUCAACACCCAAUUUUCCACUGACCAAAAUAAGAGGAUAACUAAUCAAAACAAAUGCAUGUUGACUAAGACAAUGACAAAAUGAACUGACAUUUUAGUCAACGAAUGAGAACGAGAAGAAAAUGUUGACCAACAAAAUUUAAUGAGUGGAACAAGUUAUGAAUAGAUCUCAUCGUAGCUCUUUAACAGCGUACAUGCACUAUGGAAGAGGGGUCAGGCUGGGAGUUAGUUAUGAAGGAGAACCAAUCAAAUAUUUUUCCUUGGGAGAUAAGAAAUUUGAUUUCUUACUGCCAAAACAAUUACGAUGUAGAACAUGUUAAAUCCAGAACAUGUUCUCCAUCAGAAUAUGUGUACACCUGGAAGAAAGUGAAAAGGACAUAUUUCAUUUUUGAUGCUUUAUGAAGCCAUUAGCAGGCAAGUCCUCGUGACAUCUACACAAUUGUAAGUUCAAACUAAUUAUUCCACUGUAUUAUUUCUUUACAAGUAAAUUAUCAAGUAAUUUUCUCUACUUCAAGUAAUCGUUUAAUGGUAUGACAAAUUUUACUGUAGUCUAAUGCGCUAAUUUCACAAGCGCAGUGAAAAGAGGAGGUCCAUGCAACGUUUCCUAUUUACUUGUUUAUUUGAGGCAGACAUUUAACAACAAAUGAAAGGCUGCCGCACACCCCGACCCUGAGCGGUAGAAGUGCCUGAAAGAUAAAUGUGGACCUGUGGAGCAAAGAAUUACUAAAUACAUAAUUA
Messenger RNA from Nerophis ophidion (straightnose pipefish), 2987 nucleotides. RefSeq names its product Na(+)/H(+) exchange regulatory cofactor NHE-RF3-like. The transcript has 11 exons. Gene Ontology annotation, cellular component: apical plasma membrane. Gene Ontology annotation, biological process: protein localization to plasma membrane. The record is from RefSeq and is a predicted model, not a curated record. Gene Ontology annotation, molecular function: protein-membrane adaptor activity; signaling receptor binding. NCBI's taxonomy places the organism in Eukaryota, Metazoa, Chordata, Actinopteri, Syngnathiformes, Syngnathidae. Bases 66 to 1241 code for a protein of 391 amino acids.